CGCUGAAAACGUUUAAAAAAAACCUCUGAAACAUGGCAUCCUAUCAGAUUUAUACUAUAUUUUUAUUAUUAAUCUUCACACAAAGCAUCUACUGCAGACCAGCUGAUGAAUUCUCGCCGGAAUUGGUGUCGGAGAAAUAUAUACAGAAAAUUAAAGCAAAUGGAACAGAUUUGGAGAAAUUUGUUUUAGCUAAUAUGGGCAAUUAUAUGUUAAUACCUCAAAAAUAUGCCUCCAAGAUUGUUGAGUUUACAAAACUCCUACUUAAAGAUGCAACUUUGUUAGACAACAAACAACCAGAAGUUUUAGAGUUUAAAAACAAACUCAAUUUGGUUUUGGACAACUAUAACCCAUCAGUCAGUCUCAAUGUGGCUCAUGAAACCGUGGAUUACAUUUUUAAUAUUACCCAACCUUAUUUGGAGCUGACCGAUGACAAACAAACAGCCAACAGCAAAUUUAUCAAAGAUCUCUUAAAGAAAUAUAAUUUUAGCAAGAUUCCGAAAAAAAUGGACGACAUUGAAAAUGAAAUAGAUGAACGUCGCAUAUUUGGUAGUAGUUUCGAUAAAAUUUUUAUAUUCUCCAUGGACAGUUUAGUUACUAUACCCCAACAAUAUGCCGCCAAUGCAACCAAUGCCACUCGUUAUCUAAUUAAAGACGAUGCUUUCGAGGUCAGCGAUCAAAGCGAAGUGCUAGAGUUUAAAAACAAACUAACUGUGUUCUUGGAUAAGUAUGAUCCCUCUACCAGUAACAUGAAAUCAAUUUAUAAAUCAAUGAAUGCUUUUGCCAAUAUCAUCGACCAUUAUUUUGAGCUGCCCUUGGCGCAAGUAACUGAAGAAUCAAAAUUUAUCAUUGAACUUUUAAACAAAUACAAUUGUAAAAAUGUGUCUAUGCCAUUUAUGAAAUAUUUGGAAACAUUUAUAAACAACUUUAACGUCAUUUUGCAAGGACAUAAAAAGUUUAUUGGAAAGAAAUAUUUGGAUCAGUUUGAAGAAAUUAUGACUUUAACGAAAUGGCAAGAGCAAAUGGAAUCGAAGGAUGAGUUUGUAGAUAUGUUAAAAAUAUAGAUCAUUUUUUUUUUGCGGAAUUGACAUUGUUGUUAUUUAACUUGAUAAAUUGAAAAAAUUUAUUAUCUAUAUAUAUAAAAGAGUAACAUUACUGACUGACUGAUUGACUGACUGACUGAUCUUAUAUCUUCAAAACUAAUAAAGAUACAAAAAAACUUAAAAUUGCAUGUUACCCCAUUUAAAAAAUAAGCUGACAGGUGUUUCGUACUUUUUCGAAAUUCGAACCCUUUAGGGGAGAAAACGGGUAAAAACUGUAGUUUAGUACUUUUUUGGCACCCUAUGUAUCUUUUAAACCAAUAAACAUUGAAUCAAAAUUUAAA
Messenger RNA from Calliphora vicina (urban bluebottle blowfly), 1381 nucleotides. RefSeq lists its product as uncharacterized. NCBI's taxonomy places the organism in Eukaryota, Metazoa, Arthropoda, Insecta, Diptera, Calliphoridae. The coding region runs from base 33 to 1061 and encodes 342 amino acids. The transcript is spliced from 2 exons. The record is from RefSeq and is a predicted model, not a curated record.